AUGGCAAAUCACGUAGUGCUGAACACUGGUGCUAAGAUGCCAAUUAUCGGACUGGGCACUUGGAAGUCAACCUCUAUAGGCUUGAAAGAUGCUGUGAAAGCAGCCAUUGACAUCGGAUACCGCCUUAUCGAUACUGCAUACCUGUAUAAAACAGAAAUCGACAUUGGGGAAGCAAUUGCAGAGAAGAUCAAAGAAGGAGUUGUGAAGAGGGAAGAUCUCUUUAUUGUCAGCAAGCUUUGGUCUACUUUUCAUGAGAAGUCUGCAGUGAAAAAGGCUUGCAUGUUGACACUGACUGACCUAAAACUGGAUUAUCUAGAUCUCUACCUCAUUCAUUGGCCAAUGGGAUUUAAAACAAAUGACCUUGAUGACAGUGGAUUUUUUGUCCCAGACGAUACCAAUUUCCUGGAAACAUGGGAGGGAAUGGAAGAGUUGGUAGAUGCUGGUUUGGUGAAGGCAAUCGGUGUUUCCAAUUUUAAUCACAAACAGCUUGAUUUAAUGCUAAACAAGCCAGACCUAAAAUAUAAGCCUGCUGUCAAUCAGGUGGAGUGCCAUCCAUAUCUUACUCAAGAGAAGCUAAUAAAAUACUGUCAUUCAAAUGGGAUUGCUGUCACUGCGUAUAGUCCCCUGGGUUCACCAGGAAGACUAUGGGCAACACCAGAAGACCCAUCAUUGUUAGAGGACCCAAGAAUAAAAGCAAUUGCUGAAAAAUAUCACAAGACCUCAGCUCAGGUUUUGAUUCACUUCCACAUACAGAGGAAUAUAAUUGCUAUCCCAAAAUCAGAAAAUCCUAGCCGCAUUGCAGAAAAUUUUAAGGUUUUUGAUUUUGAGCUGAGCAAAGAAGAGAUGGACACAAUCAUGAAUUUUAACAGAAAUUGGAGAUACUGUCCAUUGCAGUGGUCAUUGAAGCACAAGGAUUAUCCUUUUAAUGAGGAAUACUGAGGACAUGAUGGAAGAGGCAUACUUUUACCUACAUUUUUAAUUUCUACAGUCUAUCGUUCCCUUGUGCAUGGGAUGUGUUUCUCAAUCUUUCUGUUAUUCAUCUCAUUGAUUAACCACAAUGAAUUAAAUGAAAUUUCACAAACAUGAUAUGUAGCAGUGCUUAAUAACAUUAAUUCCUAAUUGUUCUAAAAUUAAUAAGUAUAAACAGUAAAGAACAUUUUCACACCAAUAACAUCCUUAAGCUCAAGUUAGGUUUUAAUGGAUGAUUUCUUUGGGUAACGUAACAUUCUCAAAUCUGCCUAAUUCAGGUCAAUUGACUGCGUAUUGGAGUGACAUGGCAGAACACUACUUAUAUAGGAGAUGAAUUUGCACCCUGGUUUGAAUUGCACAUAACCUGUGACGCAGAUAACUGUUAAAAGGAACCCAACUUUAUUAUCUGCUGGGCUUGUGCUCAAGUUUCAUAUUUUUAACAUCUGAGGCACUAAGAUAAUGCACUUUUUAGUUAUUUUAUAGCAAAAAUAUACUGUAUAAAGCUUAAGAGAAAAGGUUAUAUUUAAGACAUAGCCAUUGUUUUAUUGUUAUGCUCAGGCACAGUUUCCUGUUAACGAACUUAGAAGAAAACAUAUGGUUCAGAACGAAAAUGAAUGUGCAGCCUGUGCAAGGAGUGUACUUUUAACAUUCCUAAAAGUCACAUACUCUUACGCUAACAGGACUGUCAAUCAACGUAGUGGACUGGGAUAAUUGUGGUUAUUUAAGGUAUCAACAUCUGUCAUGUCCUGUUAGUAACUGGGUGUAACCAAUCAUGUUAAAAGUUUUCAGAUUAUGUAAUGAAUUCCUUGGAAUUGUGAUCCAAUCAAUAAAUUGUAUAAAUAUAGCACAGAGGAUGCUCCUUUCUUUUGUAACACUUGCUAAUAAGGUAUACUGUGAAUGAUGCAUCUUGCAAGACUUAGAUAAUAAAGA
This is a messenger RNA of Erpetoichthys calabaricus (reedfish), 1899 nucleotides long. RefSeq names its product aldo-keto reductase family 1 member B1-like. Gene Ontology annotation, cellular component: cytosol. The record is from RefSeq and is a predicted model, not a curated record. Gene Ontology annotation, molecular function: aldose reductase (NADPH) activity. The transcript is spliced from 10 exons. NCBI's taxonomy places the organism in Eukaryota, Metazoa, Chordata, Cladistia, Polypteriformes, Polypteridae. Bases 1 to 939 code for a protein of 312 amino acids.